CACACCUUGACCGUGGGUGCGUCGAUCCAACGGCGUCCAAAAUGUACAUCACCAUGAUCAGACUUUCCCAGUUUGUACUUGUAGUUCUACUCCUAUCAUUAGACCUGAUUGAAGGCUUUUACCGAGGAGUCGUCGAGACAAAUGCAUGGUCGCCUCCGGGAAAGCGACGAAAUGCGAACGGUCUGGUUGCUCCGCGAACGUGCUCGAGCAGGCUGUGCGCGAGUUUCAGGUUCAAGAAUGUAGAAGAAAUGCUGGAUAACUUUCGCGAAGAGCCUCUGCUCAUAUCGUUCACAGCCAUAAAUUGCGGUCCAUGUAAAUUGCAAAAAAAAGAGCUUCAGGCGGUAUCGAAACUUGUUGGCGCCAAGUUUAACAUGGUGGCGAUCGACACCGAUCGGUGGCCGCGUAUUGGUACCAAGUUUUCCGUAGGAAAGCUUCCUUGCUUGGUUGUACUAAAGAACGGUGUAGUACUUGCCAGACUUGAAGGCCUGACGAAGGCGGAAGUCGUGGCGGACCAGGUCCGCGCUUACCUUUUGUAAAGCUAUCCCCGCACGAUACCAACCAGUCUACACCACCCCGCUCAGCAAGCUCUUCACACAUAUCGAGAAAGCGCUACCCUCUCUCUCUCCCCAUCAAUUUUGUCCUGUACGCAUGCUCUGAACUUAAAAAAAUGCUGAUAAGCUAUAAUGAACAGUUACUUUG
Molecule: messenger RNA, 699 nt
Organism: Phaeodactylum tricornutum CCAP 1055/1
Lineage: Eukaryota; Bacillariophyta; Bacillariophyceae; Surirellales; Neidiaceae
Exons: 1
Coding region: 42-536 (164 amino acids)
Cellular component (GO): cytoplasm
Molecular function (GO): oxidoreductase activity
Source: RefSeq, a predicted model, not a curated record